AGGUCGCUGGGCGCUGUGCACAUCUGCGCUUUAAAUGAAGAGGCGGUUGCAGUGGUCGUGGCUGCGUAUCGCUUGCUGCACAGGAACGGUGCUCGUCAGUUACCACCUGGUGCUCAUCACUUACUACCUUCUGUGCUGCGACGUGCCCCCGGGUCUAGCUAUGGACAAGAGCCGUGAUCCAUGGAGUGAAAGUAUAUUGGACUAUUUCUUGAAGAAAGAUCUGAUAAAAGCCAGAGAUGGAGUAGAAAUAAUCUGGGAGCAUGCAGCAAACAGCAAGGAGAAGUUACGCCAGGCGCUGCGGAGUGAUGUGCAUAUGAUCGAGGCCGAUGUUCUCCUCCGAGGGGCUGGGCGUAGAGAACCUAUAAUGGCUCAUCCUCCUUACACUGACAGUGACAUAAAUCUACAGGACUGGCUGUCUGAGGUCUCUGCGUCUAGUAAAGGCAUUAAGCUUGAUUUCAAAAGUUUGGAAGCUGUGCUGCCUUCUAUGAAGAUCUUGGAUGCAAUGAAGGAUAAUCUUCAUCAACCUGUUUGGAUAAAUGCGGACAUACUUCCUGGGCCUGGUGGAAGUGUCACAGUGGAUGCAAGAGAAUUUCUUCAAAUCGUCACCUCUUUCUUUCCAAAUGUUACUCUAUCAUUGGGCUGGACAACUGCAUGGCAUCCUGAUAGAAGCAAUGAAGGCUACAGCUGGGAGAUGGUGAGAGAAAUGGAGAAGAUAUGUAAGGAUCUGAGCCAGCUUGUGACCUUCCCAGUCAGAGCAGCUUUAGUGCGACAGUCGUGGCCUCAGCUGCAGUGGCUGCUGCAGACGUCAGACAGGUACAGCCUGACCGUCUGGUCAGGGAAGGAUGACAUCUACCCUGUGGAGGACCUGCUGUACAUUCGACAGCAUUCUGUGGCUGAUCAGAUAUUUUAUGAUGUGUUUGAACCUCAAAACGGUGAACUGAAGCAGGCCGUGAAACGAAAACAACAAGCAAAAAAAAAGUAACACUAAAGCCGCAAUGAGAGCUGGUGAUGGUCCAGGAGCUGAUCACAUCCCUAUAUAUGAACGAAAUAAUGGUAGUAGCUGACUGAGGGAGGUUCAUUCCAUCUUUUGGUGUAUGCCACAGAAAGCAACACUGCAGGGAACAUAAAGCAAUACAUAGGCCUCAUUAAAAUCAAUGAUCUUUCCACAAAAUACUAUACAUCGACACUGUCGAUUUCUAAAAAAAGAACUAUUUAUUUCAAACAUUCAGUGGGGUCCCAUGGGGUCUUAUAGGCCCUAACAUUUUUGUUUCGUUUUACUUUGGCAUAAUUUUACAUUUUUUCUAUUGCAUAGUGUGUCUUUAGGUCUGUUUUGGGAUAGUUGGGUCAGAUUUUCAGUUGCAGCUAAUAAUGAUUUGUCCUAGGGGGCCACAUAUGGUCCCAUUUAUCAUGUCCUUAUUGUAUUUCAUUUCUUAGGUUCUUCACACAAUCCCCCACCUUCCCGGGGCUCACACUACAGCUAGAAAGACCUUUAGCGCGCAGUAAUGUUUUUAUUGGCAAUUUUAAAGGGGCUGUCUGAGAUAAUUAAAGUCUUAGAGAAGCCACUGAAUGGUCUGAAUUAAAAGAAAAAAUGGUCUUCUACUUAUUAUUUGCAGCGAUGUUCUCUGUUUCACCAGUCCAGUGCAGCGCUGUCGUUCCCGUAUACGGUACAUGACCACUACAGCCAAUCCCUGUCCACAGCGGUCUACCAUUGAGGAAAGUAAUUGGCUACAGCGGUUACAUGUCACUGUGACAUGCGGGUGUACAGCACGCCACCACUGCAGUUGGUAAACAGGAGUGAUUGUAGGACUGGAGGCACAGAGAAUGGCGUUGUAGAAAAUUAUAGCGUUGUUUUUAUUAUAUUUGUGUUUUUUGUUUUUUUUGACAAUUUGGGGUCUUGUCUGAGAUUUUUAAUUAUCUUGGACGAUCCAUUACACAAAAUCAUAGUAGGCAGAAGACAGCAUGACUCUUGCAUACUGAGACUGCCCCGAUCCAUGCUUCAGAGACGUUUGUCGAAGGGAGAGAGUACUCUGAGCAGCACUUCUGCCUCUUCAUUUUUUUUCAACAAAGGUUUAGUUGACCUUUAAAGGGUUAAGCCAUGUUUGAUGUAAAUAAGACAUCAUAUAAUGCAUGGCAGCCUCUUUCUAACAAGCCUAGAACCAGCCCUGUACCUCACAUGGAUCCAGAGAUCUCCUCAUUCAUUACUCUGCUAGAUUUAUAUCAGACUGGCUGCUUGGGGGGGAGUGUACUUUCUCAGGGAGCAUGUCCUUUCUGCUGUAGCUCUUUCCCUGUAACUGCCACAGCUUCUCAAACAAGAUAUGACUGGUGUCAGUCGAAGAUUUAAACUGAAUGCAUGCCACCACCUCAAACAAAAAAGAAACAGCAGGUGGUAUUCAGAUCCAGGUGCUGGUUUGAAAAACGCUGACUAUUUGUAAACAAAUGUAAAUGCUGCACUUACAUUAUUGUAGUGAUGAUACCUGAAUUUGAACUUGGAUUUCAUCAAGUAUAGUAGCACCAUAAUACAUACCAAAUAAAUAUU
Molecule: messenger RNA, 2536 nt
Organism: Bufo gargarizans (Asiatic toad)
Lineage: Eukaryota; Metazoa; Chordata; Amphibia; Anura; Bufonidae
Gene: FAM151B
Product: family with sequence similarity 151 member B
Exons: 6
Coding region: 35-982 (315 amino acids)
Source: RefSeq, a predicted model, not a curated record